CGUAUAUUUCUAUUUUCAAUUUCCCACCGAAUUCCUCUCUCCUCUCGCACUCUCAUAUUUUAUUUUUUCCGCUUAAAUUACGUACUCUGAGCAAACCUCUCUUCUUCCCUUUGCUCCUCUCUCUCCACCGCCCUAGUUUUCCAUUUUGAAAAACCGUUUCCGCCUCUAUUUUCCUUUCUACGGCCAUUAAACCGCCACAAGAAGUUCCACAAACAACCUUUUCUUGAUCUACUACUACUAUUAUUAUUAUUAUCAUCAUCAUCAUCAUCAUCUUAAGCAAGCUUGGUAGCUCCUUUUGAAGCUUACUUUCGAAGUAGACGAAGAGAAAUGGAUUGUUGAUCAGGUCUUAAUCAAUAUUAACGAAAAUGCGUUAUGUUUUUUGGUUCUGCUAGUUGAAUAUCAUAUUAUCUGCUUGAUUUUCAGGGAUUGGCCGGUCAAACUAGUGGUUAUAUUCAUUGUUUUGAAUUUGAAGAUGACCUGAAUUUCUCUCUCUUUCUGUUUGGCCUGAGAGAGACAAAUUAAGAGUCAAAAGCGAGCAUACGUGCGCUCGUGCGGGUGUGCUCUUUCGUUUUAUUUGGUGGUUGUUUCGGUUGCUGCUGUGACGUCCGAGAGAAAUGCCUCACAGAACGACUUACUUCUUCCCUAGGCAAUUUCCGGAUCGGUCUGGAUUCAAUGCAACUUCUAAUCUACUCUCCGAUUACGAGAAGAAGAAGGUAAUCAAAGACACUUUUAACACCGAAAAUGACCAACGAAAUGACUUUACGACUACAGUUGGAAAGAUCAUAUCACCAACCCCUACGACGACUCGAACCCCAACGACAACGACUACUGCUGCUGCACUAACUCCAGUAUCCGAUCUCUUCACGAGCAGCGAUGACGAGAAGUACCAUGGAAAGAAGAAUAAGCAAUUUGGCGAGGAUGAUAAGUUUCAAAAAAAGAAAAAGCAACUUGCCGCUUUUUACGAUUGGUUGGCCGAGAAAAAGGCGAAUGGAGCUGCUGCUCAUGUGAAGUUGCAAAGAUUAUCGUCUGAUGACGAGGAUCGUUAUCUCUUGCUUGCGCCGGAAAUUGUAGAGCCGGAGCGGGGGCAGGAGCAGGAGCCUGAGCCUGAGCCUGUGCCGGAACCGGAGAUUAUCAAAGAAAGGGAUGUCGACCGGAACUUUGAUUGCCAGGUGUCGUUGCCUAGAUUAUCGAGCGGAAGUAGUUAUGCGGGAAGCUUGUUUUCUGGAACUACAUUGGAUGGGAACUUUUUGAGCGAUGUUAAGGACACUGCAACGACUACUACGAGGCGGGAGGUGGUGCAGGAACAGGCACUGGUGGUGGAGGAGGAUGGGAAGAGCGAUGACAAGGUGGCGCAAAGGACUAAAGAAGUUUACUAUUUGCAGUUGGCUUUGGCUAAAAGGCUUAGUUUUCAAUCUGGUCUUGCUAGUGAGCUUGUGCUUUUGCAGGAGGGCGGACCUGAGUUCUCCUUUGACGUAGAAACAGUAUCUUAUCGUCUAUGGGUCAGUGGAUGCUUGUCAUACAGUGACAGGAUAUCAGAUGGAUUCUAUAACAUUCUCGGGAUGAAUCCAUAUUUGUGGGUGAUGUGCAAUGAUGAAGAUGAAGGAAGGCGGUUGCCGUCUUUAAUGUCCCUUAAAGAAAUUGAACCUAGUCAGACAUCAAUGGAAGUGGUUCUCGUUGAUGGCCGUGGCGACUCACGCCUUAAGGAGCUAGAGGAUAAAGCUCAUGAACUGUACUGUGCCUCUGAAAAUACAUUGGUGUUUGUGGAGAAACUGGGAAAACUCGUUGCUAUUUGCAUGGGAGGGACUUUCCCUGUGGAGCAAGGUGAUCUUCAUAAACGCUGGAAAGUAGUUAGCGGGAGAUUGAGGGAUUUCCACAAGUGUAUUGUGCUCCCCAUUGGCAGCCUAUCCACAGGACUCUGUAGGCAUCGCGCAAUUCUGUUUAAGAAGUUGGCAGACUACAUAGGUUUGCCGUGUCGGAUAGCUCGAGGGUGCAAGUAUUGUGUAGCGGACCAUAGAUCUUCUUGCCUUGUCAAAAUUGAGGAUGACAGACAGUUGUCCAGGGAAUAUGUAGUUGAUCUUGUUGGGCAGCCAGGAAAUAUCCAUGGUCCAGAUUCCACCAUCAAUGGAGGAUUCGUAUCUUCUAUCCCUUCGCCAUUUCAGAUUUCUCAUCUAAAAGAGUUCCAAAAUUCCUACGUGGAUAAUGCUACUUGUCAGCUUCUAAGUUCAAAACCUUCAGCUAUUCCUAGAAUUCCUCAACGAUCAGGCAGGGAAGAAGGCAGCCAACAAACUGGGAAUCUCAAGUUCUCCACAUACAUUCCAGUUGAUCAAGCCUCUCUUGGAAAUGGUUCGUCGCUGACAUCUUUAGACACAACUGGGAAUGCUGAAGCUCUUGAUGGAGCUGCAGUGCCAUCAAUUCAUGAAUGUUCUACCUUUGAACUUGAAGCAGACCGAGUUGUUAUACAACCAACUUACAAAAAAGAGAUUGUGGUGUCUGGAAGUCCAAUUGUCAACAAUGCUCUCAAGCAAAAUAGCAUGAACUUAUCAUGUCAGUCGGAUGUGAAAGAGGUGGAGAGCAAGCUUGCCAAUCAAGGCAGAUUACACACUGCGACCAUCCCACAAUAUUUGAAUCUUGAACCUUCACUUGCGAUGGACUGGCUUGAGAUCUCAUGGGAUGAAUUGCAUAUCAAGGAGCGAGUUGGAGCUGGCUCAUUUGGGACAGUACAUCGUGCUGAAUGGCAUGGAUCGGAUGUUGCUGUCAAGGUUUUAUCUGUUCAAGAUUUCCAUGAUGAUCAGUUGAGGGAGUUUUUAAGAGAGGUUGCAAUAAUGAAACGUGUCCGCCAUCCAAAUGUGGUUCUUUUCAUGGGUGCCGUCACAAAGCGUCCUCAUCUAUCAAUAGUGACAGAAUAUCUACCCAGGGGUAGUCUAUACCGCCUCAUACACAGGCCAACUGCUGGGGAAAUGCUGGAUCAAAGGAGGCGGUUACGUAUGGCGUUGGAUGUGGCGAAGGGCAUCAAUUACCUUCAUUGUCUGAACCCUCCGGUUGUUCAUUGGGACCUUAAAUCUCCAAAUUUGUUGGUGGAUAAAAAUUGGACAGUGAAGGUGUGUGAUUUUGGGCUGUCUAGGUUUAAAGCAAACACAUUCAUAUCAUCAAAAUCAGUAGCAGGAACACCUGAGUGGAUGGCUCCAGAGUUUCUCCGUGGAGAGCCCUCAAAUGAGAAAUCUGAUGUCUAUAGUUUUGGAGUCAUCUUAUGGGAGCUUGUUACCAUGCAACAGCCUUGGAAUGGACUUAGUCCUGCACAGGUGGUUGGAGCUGUAGCUUUCCAGAACAGAAGGCUUACCAUACCACCAAAUACCUCCCCAGCGCUGACUUCUCUUAUGGAAUCUUGCUGGGCUGAUGAUCCAGCUCAGCGCCCGACUUUUGGUAAGAUAGUAGAGACAUUGAAGAAGCUGCAGAAGUCUCCAAUUCAGUUGAUACAAAUGGGUGGACAAUAAUAGUGCUUCCACCAAGCCACGUAAUAAUAUGGAUGGAAUGCUUCGAGUAAUAGAGAGCUGUUUUCGGAGACAUAGUUGAGACUAGCAAUUAGUAACUGAAACAUCUUAGUACUUUUGUACUACUAACAGAACCGGUUCCAUUCCCAGCAACUGUAGAUUUGUUGCUUAUCUAACCUAUUUGGAAGGCAGUGGAAGUCGCCGAUGUGGAAACCUGCUGUUUAAUGCGCAGAGGUUCCUUCUGUAUUUGUAUAUAUGAGAAGUCUUUCUCAUAUGAGCUAUUUCUUCUUGCAUAUCCGGAAAAUAUAGUUGUAUUCUGGAUCUACUUCCAAAUGUAAUAUUUUGUUUGUAACAAACGCUGCAGUUCUGAACUGUGAUGAGGAAGUAUCCUCGUAAAUGUUCUUAUAAUUGCAUCAUGAUGUAAUAAUAACCAAACUCCCCUGUAUAUAUUUGAACUUGAACGCAAAUGGAAGUGGGUGAACGAAACUUUAUGCUAA
Messenger RNA from Jatropha curcas, 3985 nucleotides. Its product is annotated as Protein kinase superfamily protein. Gene Ontology annotation, molecular function: protein serine/threonine kinase activity; ATP binding. The record is from RefSeq and is a predicted model, not a curated record. NCBI's taxonomy places the organism in Eukaryota, Viridiplantae, Streptophyta, Magnoliopsida, Malpighiales, Euphorbiaceae. Gene Ontology annotation, biological process: protein phosphorylation.